Messenger RNA from Trichoderma breve, 462 nucleotides. RefSeq lists its product as uncharacterized. The coding region runs from base 1 to 462 and encodes 153 amino acids. NCBI's taxonomy places the organism in Eukaryota, Fungi, Ascomycota, Sordariomycetes, Hypocreales, Hypocreaceae. The record is from RefSeq and is a predicted model, not a curated record. The transcript has 2 exons.
AUGGGCUUGAUGAUAUCUGAUGACUUUUUCAUGGAUGAAGCCGCUGGGAACAAGUCGACCACCGUCCUGACGGGGUUCACCUUUAACAUCCCCAAGGGGAUGAAGUCUAAUGGAAAAGCUUUGCCCAUGCACCCUUCAUGGUACAUCUGCCGCCACAUCUUCAUCUCGACAAAUGCCAAGAUAAAGGAAUCUGGAGAUGAAAACACCUGUGACGCACUCCCCUUGGAUUGCAAGAAUGACCUCGCCGCUGCUUUGACUGACGACUGGGGCUAUAAGAAUAAGGAUUCUAUGUGCUCCCAGCGCAUAGCUGAUCCUAUUCCUCAAAGUUGCGUCGGCACAUUCGGAUUCUCUCGCCAAGAUAUUUUGACUAUCAACAGCACUUCUCUGGCGGAUCCGAUGCUUGGGCCUCUGCAGACAAACUCAAACCCGCAGCAAUACGGCUGGCGUAUUGGAACUGGCUAG